AUGAACGAUUAUUACGACGACAGCGACGCCAGGUUAGGAUCCCCUCCUCUCGAAGCCGUCGUGGUCAGGACGACUCCAUCACCCUCUCCCACCCCUGUUGUGAUCCAGCCUUACCGACCACUCUCCCUAGAUACAAAUUUCAAUUCUUCUUCCUGCGCCCCGUCCAAAUCUAGGAAUCGGGCAAGAACCCGACCGACACAGGGCGACUGGGUGCUCAUUCGUGAAAUGGACCCGAACCGUCCAGACAUUGCCCAGCAAGUGAGUGAAAGAGCACUAGAGUCCGGAUCGGCGUCGGAAAGCGACGAGGACGACGACGCAGACAUGGAAGAGAGUUACCCAGCCGCCGUCCAUGCAAGGUCCGAGUAUCAAGCACCGCCACGUCCGCAGGAUCUCCAGGCUCAGAAUGUACAGCGCUUCGCAGCAAUCUCCUUUGAGCCACAUGAUCCGAAAGCGACGGCUAGCCAUAGAGAUUCGGUGAUUGACGACGAUGUGCUGAGGGCUGGUGGUCCCUUGGCUGACAGACGGCCGUCUUAUGCCUCGAAUGUGAGCAGCACACUCCAUGGCGGACGCUCGAGUGUAAGCAGUGCAAGCAUGACCCCACAUGGCCAUUCUAUACUACCCUUAUUAUCGUCCACUCCUCACAGCCAACAAAACGGAGUCAUCCCAAAUGGGCAAUCCCAUGGCAUUUCCUCGACUGCAUCUCCACAUCUUCGGCCCCUGGCCAUCCCGUCCAUGGGAGGUCAAGAUAAGCUCCCGGCUUUACAAGCCCCAUCGCCUGCUCAUGACGCCGGCUCACCGUGCAGCCAGCAAUCCUUGCCCUCUUUCCGACACAUUGACGACAUAGCCCGAUCGGCGACGAGUGAACAAGACAUGAGCAGACCAAACGGAUUCCACCACCGGCAAUCCGUAUCCUCGGUAGGGCAGUCGCCCACAUCCAUGGUACGACAGCUGUCCAUUAGCUCGCACUCGCCAGGGACCCCCUUUUCCUUGUUGAGCGCAUCCUCACCUAUGAGCGCCAACGGUGAUUCACAACGAGCAGACAUAUUCCUACGCGCCGGUGGUGCUGGUGUAUUCGGUACCGACGCUCGGCGGCCAUCACACGCUGCAUCAGAAGGCGGGGGGGCCUAUCAUUCAACCCAUCAUUCCGGAUCAACGAGCGAAAGCUAUCAGAGCACCGAUGGCUUGAGCCCUGGAUCACAACCGACGCCUAUUGAGCCGCGAGCACGACAUGUGAGUUUGGACGAUGCGCUGGCUUCAAGAGUUUUGCCGCCGCCACUGGGAUCGGGGAUGCAAGCCAUUCCCUCGCAUAGCACAGGCUCCUUCAAGUGCGACUAUCCCCACUGCAAUGCGCAGCCGUUUCAGACGCAGUAUCUCUUGAACUCUCAUACCAAUGUCCACUCACAAAACCGACCCCACUAUUGCCCCGUCAAAGGCUGUCCACGAGGUGAAGGCGGCAAAGGCUUCAAGCGCAAAAACGAAAUGAUACGGCACGGGUUGGUCCAUCAGUCUCCAGGCUAUGUGUGCCCGUUUUGUCCGGAUCGAGAGCACAAGUAUCCCCGACCUGAUAAUCUUCAGAGGCAUGUCCGUGUCCACCACAUUGACAAGGACAAGGACGACGCUCAACUCCGCGACGUCCUUGCCCAGCGACCCGAGGGCGGCAGUCGAGGGCGGAGACGACGAGUCAGUGAAACAGGUCGCUCGUGA
Messenger RNA from Plenodomus lingam JN3, 1704 nucleotides. RefSeq lists its product as uncharacterized. Gene Ontology annotation, molecular function: DNA-binding transcription factor activity, RNA polymerase II-specific; RNA polymerase II cis-regulatory region sequence-specific DNA binding. The record is from RefSeq and is a predicted model, not a curated record. NCBI's taxonomy places the organism in Eukaryota, Fungi, Ascomycota, Dothideomycetes, Pleosporales, Leptosphaeriaceae. Gene Ontology annotation, cellular component: nucleus. Gene Ontology annotation, biological process: regulation of transcription by RNA polymerase II.